UUUACAGUUACACCCUCUCUCUUCAUGCUAAUUCCAAUAUUUAAAACCUACCUCCCAAUACCCAGUACCUUGAAUGUAAUGUGGGCCUUAUUGUCUAAUUUCAACAUUUAUUACCAUGCGUUUUAUUGUAUCGUAAAGAAAAAAUAAUUCAAUAACCUUUAUUGAGGAUAAAUGGGCAUUUUUCUGUAUGGUAUUUGCGGUGGCUGCGUUUUACGCGUAGUGAGACCAAAGGAGUAACAUUAUUGAAAUGGAUAGCAACGGUGCACCAUCCGAGCUCUAUUGUCUUAUAUGAAUAUCGAUCGCGCCGCGUGCUAUGUCCCGGAGCCGCGUUCGAGUGAUCGUAAUUUCUAAUCCUCAAUCGAGUGGACAGCUGCCCGCCUGCCAGUGUCAGUGCAAAGUGAUCGCGAUAGCGGAGUCGUUCCGUGGCGCGGCGCGGGGCGCAGUCGCGGCGCGCUCGCGGACACAGCCGCCGCGUUCAUCGCUACACUGCACACUGAAUAACGCUUCUAAGUGAACCGAUAUUUGGAUAAUCUGUAAUCAUGCCGGCGAUGCGCAAGCUGUCGGCGCAGCAGACGGAGCUGCUGCUGUCGCACAUGGAGCAGGACGGCGCGCUGGCCCGGCGCCGCGCCGCCGACGGGCUGCCGCUCACCAAGGCCACGUACCACCAGCACUGGGAGCGCCUCGCCGACCGGCUCAACCGCGCCGGCGCAGGACGCUACACCAAGACCGCCAAGGAGUGGAGACUUUACUGGAACAACUUGAAGUACAAGGCGAAGUUCAAGGCUGCUGAGAAGAUGAAGCUGCUGAGCGGCGCGGGGGCUGUGGGGGGCGCGGGGGCGUCGCUGGACACGCAGCUCACGGGCGAGGAGUGCCGCAUCCUCAACAUCCUGGGCAGCGAGUGCGUGUUCCCGGACCCGGGGGGCGCGGGGGACGCGGGAGACGCGGGGGGACACGCUGGGGGCGCGGGGGACGACGCGCUCGCCGACGCAGGGAUGUUCAAAGACGAGCCGGUGGCCAAGAAGCCGCGCCCGGACUGCUUCUCGCAGGUCAAGCGCUGCUGCGUCGACCUGGUCAAGGUGCACGGCCGGUCGAUCACGCUGUUCGACGACGCGGCGUUCCGCGCGCUGCUGCAGCUGAUCCCGCUGCCGGCGGCGCAGCGCGCGCGCAUCUCCUCGCAGUUCGUGCAGGAGCUGCUGGACUCCGACGACGCCAGCGACGCCCCCCACGAUGACACACACGACGACGACGACACCCGGGACAUGGACACGACCACCGCUGACGACCAGGACGACGACGAACAGCCGCUGCGGAUCAAGAGCGUGGUGAAGGGCGAGGUGGGGGGGGAGUGCACGUGCGGGCGCGCGGAGGGGGGCGGGGGGCGGCACGACCCCACGUGCCCCGCCGCCGCCGCCGCCGCCGCCGCCGGGCAGACCUAUUGGAACUUCUAUGAGGUGUCGCUGGACGAGGCGACGUGCUCGCUGUGCCGGCGCGCGCUCACCUGGACCUCCGUGGCCACGCUCAAGGACCACCUGGCGCAGAAUCAUCCCGAUGUCGAGUUUAUAGACGACGACGAGGAGUUCCAGAAGGGCCCGGCGUCCAGCCCGGGCGCGCGCGAGCUGGAGGAGGUGUACCUCGACGAGAACCCCUUCGACGACCCGCCGCCCGCCAGCUCGGCUAAGAAGCGCAAGAAGGCGGCGGCGGCGGCGGCGCAGCUGCUGCAGGGCGGGCGGGCGGCCACGCGGGAGCACAUCGCGGCCUCGCUCGACAACUUCAAGAGCCUCGACGCCUUCGGGCAGUACGUGGCCGAGCUCAUGAAGCUCAUCCCGCGGGACAAGUGCGUCAAGUACCAGAUACAGAUCGUGGAGCGGCUGCUGCAGGAGCAGGCCGCCGCCGGGUAG
Plutella xylostella (diamondback moth) is the source of this 1898-nucleotide messenger RNA. The record is from RefSeq and is a predicted model, not a curated record. Lineage: Eukaryota; Metazoa; Arthropoda; Insecta; Lepidoptera; Plutellidae.